AUGUGGAUAUUCGAUGCCUUAAGUUACGCCUACCGCAACACAACUGAGUUUGUACAGCAUGACACAAGUCUCGUCUGCUCAAUCGAGGAAAUUGACCAUUCGGAGAACCUCUCUAUCGCCCCGUACAGAAUCGCCGAAUUCAGAUGCGAGACAGUGAAUGAUGCCGUCAUGCAAAGUCUAAUUGUGUCAGUAAAGAGCAGAUGGGCACUGCCAAAGAAACAGUGUGACUCGGUGCUUACACCGUACUAUGACAAACGAAGCGAACUCGUGGAGGACAAAGGAUUAAUAUUCCUUGGGGAAUGGCUGGUUGUACCUACAGCCCUGAGGAAAGAAAUGUUGAAGCAAAUUCACAGGUCACACAUUGGAAUCAAAGGAUGUCUCCGUCGUGCCAGAGAAGUCUUGUACUGGCCACUCAUGAACGCCGAAGUGAAAGAUUUUAUUUCCAAGUGCACAAUCUGCCAAUCCCAUAAGCCUGAUCAGUGUCAUGAAGACAUGCAACCUUAUCCAGUACCGCCACGCCCUUAG
This is a messenger RNA of Orbicella faveolata, 525 nucleotides long. RefSeq lists its product as uncharacterized. The record is from RefSeq and is a predicted model, not a curated record. Lineage: Eukaryota; Metazoa; Cnidaria; Anthozoa; Scleractinia; Merulinidae.